Molecule: messenger RNA, 4027 nt
Organism: Astyanax mexicanus (Mexican tetra)
Lineage: Eukaryota; Metazoa; Chordata; Actinopteri; Characiformes; Acestrorhamphidae
Product: vesicular inhibitory amino acid transporter-like
Exons: 2
Coding region: 619-2196 (525 amino acids)
Biological process (GO): amino acid transmembrane transport
Cellular component (GO): vacuolar membrane
Molecular function (GO): amino acid transmembrane transporter activity
Source: RefSeq, a predicted model, not a curated record
GCUCUCGGUGCGCCUUAGCGCACGGGCUUCACAGAAAAUGCGCCCAUCUUCUUCCUCACUCUCUCCUAUUUUACACCCCCAUUUUCUCUCUCUCUCUCUUUAUUUCUCUCCCUCUCUCUUGCACACACACCAACACACACACUCACGUGUACACACACACACACACACAUCCAUGCGAAACUGGCAUUCGUCACUGACGGAGUAACACACACUGCGUGGGUGUGAGGCGGAAAACCCCGAAUUGGUCGUGUUUCUGAACGGCUAAAUGCGUUCCUGCUCUCCGUGAUCACCUGCGUUCGACCAGGGUUAACGUUAUCUCUGGAAGCUAUUUUUUUAUGAAGAUGCGCGUCGAGCUCCAGAAACACAGCCGCAUAUCUGAGAGUGUGACGGGUUCUCAAGGACAGUGGACAUGUCUGUAACCGGACUAAACAAGACUGCAACGAACAUCUGAAUAAAAACUCAGAUAGGAGAAGAAAAGACAUGCAUUUGCAACAGGAAUUGUAAAAUUCUAUGCUUUUGACUGAAAAUAAUCUGGAAAAUAGUCUGAAAAAAGGCUGAUCUCACACACAUCUGUUUAUAGUUUUUAAACCAUUCGAGCGCCGACAUCUCAUAAUCAUCAUGGCUCAUCUGAUCCGGCACAAAAUCUCCAACAAGAUCACGAACGCGAUGAACACGGCCUCCAACAAGUCGCAGGCGAAGGUAAGCGGCGCGUUCGCGCGCAUGGGCUUCCAAGCGGCCACGGAUGAGGAGGCGGUGGGCUUCGCCGAGUGCGAUGAUCUGGAUUAUGACUACAGGCAGGGUAUGCGAAUGUCCUCGCUGCAGACGGACGAGGCCGGCGGGGAAGUGGACGGAGAAGGUGGGCUGGAGGGGGACAGCCGCUAUCAGCGGGAUGGCACGGGGCCGCGGGGCUCACGCGGCAGCACUGGCUUGUGUGAGGAACUGGGCGAGACGGACAAACCCAAGAUCACGGCUUGGGAAGCGGGCUGGAACGUCACUAACGCCAUCCAGGGCAUGUUCGUCCUCGGCCUCCCAUACGCCAUUCUGCACGGCGGCUACCUCGGCCUUUUCCUCAUCAUCUUUGCCGCCGUGGUGUGCUGCUACACGGGCAAGAUCCUAAUAGCGUGCCUGUACGAGGAGAACGAGGAUGGCGAGCUGGUGCGCGUGCGGGACUCCUACGUGGACAUCGCUAACGCGUGCUGCGCGCCGCGCUUCCCUGCGCUUGGAGGCCACGUGGUCAACGUGGCGCAAAUCAUCGAGCUGGUCAUGACAUGCAUCCUGUAUGUGGUCGUGAGUGGCAACUUGAUGUACAACAGUUUUCCGGGGAUGCCCGUCUCGCAGAAGGCCUGGUCGGUGGUGGCCACAGCUGCGCUUUUGCCCUGCGCCUUCCUCAAGAACCUCAAGGCCGUGUCCAAGUUCAGCUUGCUGUGCACGCUCGCGCACUUCGUGAUCAACGUGCUGGUCAUCGCCUACUGCCUGUCGCGCGCGCACGACUGGGCGUGGGAGAAGGUCAAGUUCUAUAUCGACGUCAAGAAGUUCCCCAUCUCCAUCGGUAUCAUCGUCUUCAGCUACACGUCGCAGAUCUUCUUGCCUUCGCUCGAGGGCAACAUGCAGAACCCAAAGGAAUUCCACUGCAUGAUGGACUGGACGCACAUCGCCGCGUGCGUGCUCAAGGGCCUCUUUGCCCUCGUGGCCUACCUGACAUGGGCCGACGCCACUAAGGAGGUGAUCACGGACAACCUACCGGGGGGCAUCCGCGCCUGGGUCAACAUGUUCCUCGUGGCUAAGGCGUUGCUCUCCUAUCCAUUGCCCUUCUUUGCCGCCGUGGAGGUGCUAGAGAAGUCACUCUUCCAGGACGGAGGCCGGGGGCUCUUUCCCAAUUGCUACGGGCCAAGCGGCCAGCUAAAGUCAUGGGGGCUCACCCUGCGAGUGGCGCUUGUCGUCUUUACCCUUCUCAUGGCCAUCUUCGUCCCACAUUUUGCACUUCUUAUGGGCCUGACCGGAAGCCUCACGGGCGCCGGCUUGUGCUUUCUGUUGCCUAGCCUCUUCCACCUGAAGCUCAUGUGGCGGAAACUUCUGUGGCACCAAGUGUUCUUCGACGUCUCCAUCUUCGUGAUCGGGGGAAUUUGCAGCAUCUCCGGCUUCAUCCACUCCGUCGAGGGGCUCAUCGAGGCCUUUAAGUACAACAUUCAGGAUUAAAGCAGGGGAAGGCUGCUUUCCCCUUUUGAAAUGCUGAUGCACUCUUCUUCUGGAUGGCGACCAGCGAGCUCGCACUCAAAUAAAUAAAAAACUGCCAAUUUAUUUAUUUAUUGUUACAAACGUGCAAUAUCUCGUGUUCUAAUAGUGUGAUGAUGUGCUUUAUUUUGUCGACUUUUGUGAGCAAUAACCAUUGAGAGAUGCGCGCAAAUCCCACUGAAUAAUAACUUCCAGUAAAAUGUGCAUACACUAUACGUCCAAAAGUUUGUAGAAAUCCUCUAACUAGGGGAUGCAGCUACUGUAAAUGGCAAAACUUUCCUCCGUUUUUGUAAUAAAACAUGGUAUAUGCAAGCAUUGUACUGUUAAAGGUACCAGACUUUUAAUCUGUUAUUUAAUGUAGAAAUAUUAAGUAUGUGGUUUCAGGGGACAAAAAUACCAGGAUAUGGUUUACACGCUCAUUUACACUACACUUUGGCACCAAAAUUAAAUCUGAAAACUCCUUUGGGUUGUUAAGCAAUAAGCUAGAACUUUGAUAAUUUCGGCAGAUUUAAUAAAUGUUUACAGUUACAAGUACAUGUAUAAAAACUGGCUGUUGACUUAGGGCUUGCAGGAAUAAUGGAAUUGAUUUAGAGGUUAAAUGGGUAGAAUUAAGACAGUUACAUAACAGUUUUAGAGAUUUGAGAUGUGUCUAUUUUACAGCACUUUUUUAGUUAGACUGUCAAUGCCACUUUACUGUUUCUCCCAUAAUUAUCAUGUGUUUUCAAAACUAUACAGUCCACAUAUGGGAACUAGCUGCACCACAGAAUGUGCCCAUUCUGUUAAAAACGCCAGUGCAUUGACAUAACAAACCUGUAGUACCCCCACUUAUGCACAUUCAUUUAAUAUAUAAUCUUUAAAAAGAUUCUUCAAGUGUUCUUUAGUGUAAUGUAAAGGCAUUCUAAAUGAUAAAUGAGAUCAAAACCUUCUAAACGUAUAUAUUUUAAUGUCAUGUUAACCUCUACAGAAGAGCAAUGGAAGUGCUCCAGUGACAAUGGAUACAUUUGGGAUGAGAUAAAGAACGCAUUUAACAUCAGUAUCUGACAUUAUCUGUGGCUGAAUGGAAAACAACUGCAUAAAUAAACUGACUAUUAAUUCCCCCUGAUUUUAGGAGAAAUGUUUCACGGAAAAGUGUCUACAAACAUUUGGACAUAUACUGUGAAAUGAGUGCCAAAGGCAGGGAAGCCCUUGAUAACUUAUUUUUUCAGCACUACAACGUUAAAUUUUAGACCUAUAAGAGUAGUUGGUGCUAUAUUUUAUGAGAUAUGGGCCUAUAUUAAGCGGGUUAAUUGUUGAUUAUUUUAGCAAACGGUAUCCAAAUGAUAUAAGCAUAUGCCAAUCAGUGAAAUGCGUAACUAGUUACAGUGAGAAUGUGUGACAAAUCAAGAUUUUUUUUUUACGUUUUAUUUGAAACUAGCUGGAAUGACUGUUGCAGUGCGCACUGCAGUGAAGCUUAGAGGCUUUAUUUGAUGGUAAGAUGAAGCAUCUCGAAGCAGCAGGGAAAAUCCACAGAGCACACCAACCGAGCUCGCCAAAUAUGGGAUUAGAAAAGAAAUCAUCCGUGUCAGAAGUCCUCAGUAGCCUAAUUUCUUCCAGUAGACCAUAUUACGUUAAUCCCUCCAACCCCCUGCCGUAGACGUUUCGUCAGUGUCUUUGGUGUUCAGCGUGUGUAUCACAUAAUUCGUGAGUGAAUAUGAAGUGCAAGUAUAAAUGGCCUGUUGAAAAGUUAACUGAGCUGUAUGUUAAAUGUGACUCAGAUGUAAAAUAAAUGAAUAAACAAAUAAAGAUGUUAAAACUG